This is a messenger RNA of Trachemys scripta elegans, 1079 nucleotides long. RefSeq names its product scavenger receptor cysteine-rich domain-containing protein SCART1-like. The annotation marks the transcript as partial. Lineage: Eukaryota; Metazoa; Chordata; Testudines; Emydidae. Gene Ontology annotation, cellular component: membrane. The transcript has 4 exons. The record is from RefSeq and is a predicted model, not a curated record.
GGAGCCCUGGCAGGUGCUUAGGUGCAGCCAGUGCAGUGUGAGGAGGGGGCAGCAAGUCAGGCUGGCAAUGAAGGGACAUCUCUCCACUCUGGUGCUGUGGCUUCUUCUCCUUACAAUUCGGGACAUAGCAGGUGCUGACGAGCUGAGGCUGGUGAAUGGAGGCAGCCCCUGUGCCGGGAGAGUGGAGGUUAAACACCAGGAUCAGUGGGGGACGGUGUGUGAUACCAACUGGGACAUGGAAGAUGCUGAGGUGGUUUGUAAGCAGCUGGGAUAUGGAGCUGCUGUCAGUGCCCCUGGCCUGGCUCAUUUUGGACCAGGAUAUGGACCAAUUUGGCUGGAUAACGUUGCCUGUCAUGGUAUCGAGUCUGCUCUCUGGCACUGCGGGAACGAGGGAUGGGGUCAGAGUGACUGCGGUCAUGGAGAGGAUGCUGGAGUGACCUGUUCAGGGUACACAGGGUUCCAGCUGGUGAACGGCAGCAUAGCGUGCUCAGGGAGGGUGGAGAUCCAGGUUCUUGGUGCCUGGGGAACCCUCUGUGACUCACGCUGGGAUUUACUGGACGCCAACGUUCUCUGUCAUCAGCUCGACUGUGGGUUCGCUGUAUCGGCUCCGGGAGGAGGGUAUUUUGGGAAGGGAAAUGGCUCUGUCUGGACAGACACAUUUCACUGCAAAGGGACUGAAACCCAUUUGGGCCAUUGCCCUGUUACUGCCCUGGGGGCCUCUCAGUGCUCACAUGACAAUGAUGCCAGUGUGAUUUGCUCAGGUCGCUCUGAAUCACUCAGACUGCUGAUUGGAGAGAGCCGGUGCGAUGGGAGAGUUGAGAUUUCCCUCCGUGGUGUGUGGAGCAGAGUGCUGGAUGACCAGUGGGACAUGGACGAUGCCAGUGUGGUGUGCAGGGAGCUCCAGUGCGGAGUCGCUGAGAAAGCUUAUAACCCCCCUAAGUCUGAGAGAGGAACGGGCCCUGUGGGGCUGAGAAGGGUCCAGUGUGCAGGAAACGAGAGUAAUUUGACGCUCUGCAUCAUCUCCACAUCUGAGGCAGAGCAGGCAGGAAUUGCUGAGGAUGUUGGCGUCGUUUGUUCAG